Molecule: messenger RNA, 1167 nt
Organism: Spinacia oleracea (spinach)
Lineage: Eukaryota; Viridiplantae; Streptophyta; Magnoliopsida; Caryophyllales; Amaranthaceae
Product: leucine-rich repeat extensin-like protein 5
Exons: 2
Coding region: 1-1167 (388 amino acids)
Source: RefSeq, a predicted model, not a curated record
AUGGAGCAGCGCAUCAACAUCCUCCAAAAGGAAAACGAAGCGUUGUACUCCCAGAUCAGAUCCACCGCCUCCAUCGCCACCGGGUCAAGGUUCCAGUAUCGGCGAGACACCUCUGGUCUAAACCGCCGCUUAGAUCUCGACGCUGCUCCAGACCAUCCCCUCCAUGUACCUUUUGGCGAACCAGCAGGCCCAAUCCUCGAACAGAUCCGCGAGUUCGACCCGCUGCCAAAUCAGCCCCGCUCUAACCCGAGUUGGCUUCCCCCGCCUCCAACUCAACCAUCUUCUGCAGGUACAUCGGCGGCCGCCAUCGCCACAACAGCUGCCCGGGUCUCCCCAUCUCAGGUCGGCAUGACGACAUCCACCAUGAUGUCGGUUCCCGCCUCCACUCCUGCAUCUCGUCCGUUACCACCCCCAAUGGUAACCAUGUCGAUGCCCCUGCCCGUCACAAUCCCGGCACAAGGACCGACACCGGCGACUCAAAUGCCAUGGGAUCAACUCUUUUCUCAACAAAUCGUUCAGCCUGUUGUCAACCUAGUUACUUCAGCACCCGGAGCACCCCCUAGUACCCAUGCUACCCAAGGAACGCCCCCUUACAUGAAACAAGUGGUGCCGCAGUUCACUCCUCACCAACCUUACAUCAUAUACUCACAAAACACCUACUACCAACACCUCCAAGCCAGCCUCCCCGAAACAUUCAGUCCCCUCAUCCCGGUGCUCAACAACAUCUGUGAAAACACUAAUCAUCUACUCCAACAACUUAUGACCAUGAUAAAAAAAAUCCCAGGAGUACCAACACCAAUCAAAGAAGCCAGCCUAGACAGUUAUGCCGACUCACCAUAUGCCGACCCCAUCGAUGCAAUCGACAUCCCAAAGGGAUUCAGCCCACCCAAUAUUCCCAUGUAUGAUGGAACGACCGAUCCAAGGGAGAACAUCUUGACCUACAAGCAGCGAAUAAUGACUAUCCCAGUUCCCAAACAUAUGAGCGAAGCUAGCCUUUGCAAAGGGUUCGGUUCGACAUUGAUUGGACCCGCCUUGAAGUGGUUAACCAGCCUGCCAAGCGGAUGCAUCACCUGUUUCGCUCAUCUCGACAACAUGUUUAAUCAGCAGUUCCCUAAGAUGCUUGGAGAAGCAGACGAGCGACCUGUACCAUGUGGUCCAACGCCCUGA